AUGCGGCGCCUAUAUCGUCAGUUCUUUGAGAAGCAACGUAUCAACGUUUCACGUGAAAUGAUAGUUUCUUUCUUUCGUUAUUUCUUUCUUUCGUUAUUUCUUUCUUUCUUUUUCUUUCUUUUUCUUUCUUUCUUUCUUUCUUUCUUUUACUUUCUUCUUUAUUUCUAUUUUUCUUACUUUCUUGUUUUUUUUCUUGUUUCUUUUUCUUUCUUUCUCAUCUCAUUUUUCUCUCUCUCUCUCAUAUUCUUUAUUCCUCUUUUUCUUUCUUAUUUUUUCUUGUUUCUUUUUCUUUCUUUCUCAUCUCAUUUUCUCUCUCUCUCUCUCAUAUUCUUUAUUCCUCUUUUUCUUUCUUAUUUUUUCUUGUUUCUUUUUCUUUCUUUCUCAUCUCAUUUUCUCUCUCUCAUAUUCUUUAUUUCUCUUUUUCUUUUCUUUUUUUUCUUGCUUUUUUUCUUUCUUUCUCAUCUCAUUUUCUCUCUCUCUCUCAUAUUCUUUAUUCCUUUUUCUUUCUUUUUUUUCUUGUUUCUUUUCUUUUUUUUCUUUCUCAUUUUCUCUCUCUCUCUCUCAUAUUCUUUAUUCCUCUUUUUCUUUCUUAUUUUUUCUUGUUUCUUUUUCUUUCUUUCUCAUCUCAUUUUCUCUCUCUCUCUCUCAUAUUCUUUAUUCCUCUUUUUCUUUCUUAUUUUUUCUUGUUUCUUUUUCUUUCUUUCUCAUCUCAUUUUCUCUCUCUCUCUCUCAUAUUCUUUAUUCCUCUUUUUCUUUCUUAUUUUUUCUUGUUUCUUUUUCUUUCUUUCUCAUCUCAUUUUCUCUCUCUCUCUCUCAUAUUCUUUAACCUCUUUUUCUUUCUUAUUUUUCUUGUUUCGUUUUUCUUUCUUUUCUCAUCUCAUUUUUCUCUCUCUCUCCUAUAUUUUUAUUCCUCUUUUUCUUUCUUAUUUUUCUUGUUUCUUUUUCUUUCUUUCUCAUCUCAUUUUCUCUCUCUCUCUCUCAUAUAUUCUUUAUUCCUCUUUUUUCUUUCUUAUUUUUCUUGUUUCUUUUCUUUCUUUCUCAUCUCUUUUUCUCUCUCUCUCUCUCUCAUAUUCUUUCUUUUUUUUCUCAUUUACAUUCUUUUUCUUUUUUCUUUGUCUUUAUUUUUCUUUCUAA
This is a messenger RNA of Acanthosepion pharaonis, 1134 nucleotides long. The record is from the annotation of a GenBank genome assembly. Lineage: Eukaryota; Metazoa; Mollusca; Cephalopoda; Sepiida; Sepiidae.